This is a messenger RNA of Mucor mucedo, 342 nucleotides long. RefSeq lists its product as uncharacterized. The transcript is spliced from 4 exons. Bases 1 to 342 code for a protein of 113 amino acids. The record is from RefSeq and is a predicted model, not a curated record. NCBI's taxonomy places the organism in Eukaryota, Fungi, Mucoromycota, Mucoromycetes, Mucorales, Mucoraceae.
AUGUACUUGAAUGUCACUAACACUUUCCUCGUCUUUCUUAGUGGUGAAUCAACAUGUGCUGCUUCAAAAUUUGAAAGACAGGGCCACCUAUCAAAUGACAAGAACAAGGAUCAAGCCAUUGAAAUAGCAGCCAUGGAGAUCAAGCCUGCUGGUGUGAAUAUAGAGACUGAAAGCAUAUUAUGUUGUCUACGAUCACAUUGUGGCGAAGAUUCCGAUGAUAGCCUUUUCACGAUUGGUAUGGAUGUUAUUGUCAAGCAAUUUGAGGAUCUUGUAAUUGCAACCAAGGCCCAUGAGGUAAACAUGUUUCUGCUAGCAGACGCUACAGGGGCACAUUCUAAUUAG